Molecule: messenger RNA, 1229 nt
Organism: Theobroma cacao (cacao)
Lineage: Eukaryota; Viridiplantae; Streptophyta; Magnoliopsida; Malvales; Malvaceae
Product: F-box protein CPR1-like
Molecular function (GO): protein binding
Source: RefSeq, a predicted model, not a curated record
UGUCCAUCCUCGUGAAAGAAAUUUUCAUUUCUCUUCAAAACCCUGAACCAAGCUUUCUUUUCUAUUGCCAAAUCCACAAAUGUGUCCUUUUCCAUCGGAUUUGAUCACUGACAUACUUUGUCGACUUCCCGUGAAGACACUACUUCGCUUCAAAUGCGUGUCCAAGCCAUGGGGUUCCCUCAUAGAUGACUCAGAUUUCGUCAAAAUCCAUCUCCAUCAGUCCUUGAAAACCAGCACCAAUAUCAAGCUCUUUCUUGAUAAUUGUGUAGAAAAUGAUAACGAGGCCUAUGCAGUGGACUUCGACUCGCUGUGCAACUUGGUGCAAUUUCCUCGUCCGUUUACAGCUGAAGCAAACAAAUAUCAGUCCAGAAUAUUUGGUUCUUGCAACGGUUUGCUUGCUGUAUACCAUCGUCAAGAAGGCAUUGCUUUGUGGAAUCCAUCAACUAGAAAAUACCAUUAUCUGCCAACAUUAGGUGAUGAUAUAACCAUGGAUCAUGAUAUUCUACCUGGAUGCGGGUAUGACAAGAAUACCAUACUCGGAUUUGGGUAUGAUGUCAGCAACAGCGAUUACAAAGUAGUGAAAAUGUUCAGAUCCAAGACUCAAAAUUGCUUCAAAGUUAUGAUUUAUAGCCUGAAGGCUAAUUCUUGGAGGAGGAUUAAGGAUUGCCCUUAUGACAUUUUUACUAAUUACAAUGACGGUGCUUAUGUAAAUGGUUCCCUGCAUUGGGUAGGAGAUGAAAUAGAUGAAUUUUUUGGAGGUAAAGUGAUCUUUGCUCUUAAUCUUAGUACUGAAGAAUAUUUUGAGGUUCCUGAAGGUGACAUAAGCUUCAAAAAGAACAAAUGUGGCGGUGAUUGUACAAUUUUCGGUUACAUGAAUGCAGGGGUGCUGGGAGGAUACUUAUGCGUUUCCCGUCGGUACUCAACUUGUUCAAUCGAGGAACAUGUAAAUUUAUGGGUGAUGAAGGAAUACGGAGUCAAAGAGACUUGGACUGAACUACUUCAUCUGUCACGAGACGAAUGGCUGACGAAUAUAUUUCACACUAGAGCUAUAGCAUAUUCCAGGAGUGGUGAAAAGAUAUUGCUAGAUGAUGGCGGAGGUUGUCAACCUGCUUGGUUCAAUCUGGGGAAUGAAACAGGGGAGACUCUGUGUAUUCUAGGGGUACCCCAAUGCCAACGCUUUUCCACAAUCAUUUACGUGGAAAGCCUGGUUUCUGUCUAUUAAAAAUUGA